AUGUUCAGGAUUUUCCAACGCAAUGAAGCCCCAUCAUACACGUUGGUCAAGAGUCCCGACGAGGACGAAGAAAACCAGCCCAGUCCGGGUUCUUCUCAAGUCCUGCAAAGAGACCAUCCAUGGGCUGCCGUGGGGAUCCUAGUGGCAAGCGGAAUCUUGCUCUUUCUCUCAAUCUCGCGGUACGCAUAUUACAGGACAAGUUACCUCACAGACACAGUUUGCACGCGUGAGACAUCAGCCCCAAGUCCAGCAUUGGAAGCUGUAAACUUGUACUGGACUACGUUCCGUGACGACUUUGAGCCAGACAUUUACAGCGGCUACCCAAAUGCAGCCUCAGAGAAAGCAUGGGCUGAAUUAUGGGACUUCGGGGCUUUUGCUGUACCUGUGAGCAUGCUGCCUGGGCUGAACAAGUCAUCAGUCAACGGCGAGUUCCGAACAAUUAACGAUGGCUCAAGUAACCUCGUUCGCCAAUUUAUCUAUCGGGAGCACUGGGAUUACAGCCAAAUCCCGUCUUUCAGCGGUGGCGAAAAAACGCGGCGGCAUCAUGUAGACCACUGCAUCGAGACACUGAGAACUGUGUUCAUGUGCCAAAGUGAUGUUUCUCCCGUCUUUUUUGAGAAAGUCAAGAUAGGCUCUCAAGACAAAAUGGUACCAAGCAGCUUGCCUAAGAAGUGCCGGGUGUACUCGGAUUUGGUCAGUUGGGUCAGAGAUCACUCAGUGUUUGAUACAGUUGAAUAA
Diaporthe citri is the source of this 738-nucleotide messenger RNA. RefSeq lists its product as uncharacterized. The transcript is spliced from 4 exons. Lineage: Eukaryota; Fungi; Ascomycota; Sordariomycetes; Diaporthales; Diaporthaceae. The coding region runs from base 1 to 738 and encodes 245 amino acids. Gene Ontology annotation, biological process: mycotoxin biosynthetic process. The record is from RefSeq and is a predicted model, not a curated record.